AUGGCAGAACCUCAGCUUCGAUUCGGAGAUCAAAGCUCUGCUAAUGUUAAAUUGUAUUUAGCACCCUCAGAUGAGGAAGAGUACAGAAAAGAUCCAGUUUAUCUCCAUUCUCAGAUUCUGAAAAGAUCCACGUUUUUUGAUCCAGAGUUAUCCGAGUGCUCUCCACUGGAUAAAACAACCGAAUUAUGGGUAACUACUCCUCACAACUUUGAUCACUAUUUAAAAUGCAUUCACCUAAUGUAUGGUGAAACUGUGAAUUUCUCCAAUAUUGAGGAAUGCCUGGCCAUUCUGUCAGUUGCUUCUGAAAUGUUGGUUGAUGAUGGAAUCAACGAAUGCAUGGAAUAUUUGGAAGCAGUUCGUUGGAGUCCUGAGGAAGAGACCCAAAUUCGAAAAAUUCUCUCUCCUCUGGAAUUGAAACUUUUGCCAGAUUUGGCUGCCAGGAUUCAUCAGGAGGAUGACAACCAUAAAAAUUUUGUGGAUCAGAGCAUCCAAGAAAUAGUGUCUUUUAUUAAAGGCGGUGACUACAAUUUAUCCACUCAAAAAACUGUGGAGAUAUAUUUGGUGGGGAUGUUAGAUGGAAAUACAUCUAGAGAUGUUAUGGAUGUAUGUGGGCGUGUGAUUUUGCAAGAGUUCAAAGCAGCCAUGGAUUCUCGUGAUCUCUCAUCUCUAUUGACAUUGUUUCAACUUAUUCAGCACUGUGAGGGAGAAAUAAUCAAAGCUGCAAUGAAAGCAUUUUGUGAAGAUGCACAGUUUACAGAGUUCGUGAAGCAGCAGAAAAACUUAUACUAUUCCAAUUUGUUGGGCAUUAUCAAUCCAAAUGUGUUAGAGAUUUUGAUGGGUUUUAUGAAGGCAACAGGAGAUGGGAACAUAAUAAUUUCAAGAGCUUGUCGAGUUUCUUUUCUCAUGACUUGGGUUCCAAUCAUGGGACGACUGUGUUGUGAUGGCAGCCGAGGGCAAAUUGCAGAGGUUGAUAAAGCAGUGCUUAAUGUGGUUGAGAGCCUCCCUCCACUGGACAAGAAACGUAUUUGUGUGGUAUGGGCAGAGGUUUAUAGAUUGAAUAAGAUCAACUUUGCUACACCAUUUUUACUUUGUCUCGAGAUGUGCAAUAUGCCCAUUUCCAAAUCUGUAGCCAAGUAG
Molecule: messenger RNA, 1137 nt
Organism: Cryptomeria japonica (Japanese cedar)
Lineage: Eukaryota; Viridiplantae; Streptophyta; Pinopsida; Cupressales; Cupressaceae
Product: BTB/POZ domain-containing protein At5g60050-like
Exons: 1
Coding region: 1-1137 (378 amino acids)
Source: RefSeq, a predicted model, not a curated record